AUGUUUCCUCACAGCGGCUACUGGAACGACGACAACUGUGGGUCCAAAAGAGGAUACAUCUGCAAACGGAAAGGAAUCACACCUGAGCCUCCUCCACCGCAUGAUGGUUUCAUGACGGCGCUGUUGUGCCAGGACUCCUCUGCUGUCCUUCACUGUCCGCCUGAAAGUGUAAUUAACAUCCAGUCGGCUUUCUACGGACGAAAGAGUGAUGACAUCUGUCCUCACCUGGAGGGAGAAGGAGGAGGCUGCACAGUGGAAGGCAUCCUUCCUUCCUAUAGAAAGAGGUGUGACAAUCAUCCCUUCUGCUUUGUGUACGCCUACACGGAGGUGGACCCCUGUCCCACCGUUUCCAAAUACCUUGAGAUCGUCUACAGCUGUGAACAAAAAGUGUGUUUGCACGGCCUGGGUGUCGAGGACGGGAACAUCACAGACUCGCGGCUCUCUGCGUCUUCCUCCAUUGGUUUCUUCACUCCCAACGAAGCUCGAUUGAACGGAGAUUCCUGCUGGAUGCCUUCAGGAAACCCAACCUCAAGCUGGAUCCAGGUCAAUCUUGGCCAGACCAGAAAAGUAACAGGAAUAGUGAUCCAGGGUUGUCCUCAAAAUGAACACUGGCUCACCAAAUUUAAGAUCCAGCACAGUGUGGACGGAGCAACCUGGACUGACUACACUGCGGACGGGCAGCGCCCUAGCAGGAGAACAUUCAUUCUGAAUGUCUUGGAUUUCCAGUUUUUCCCAGGCUCAACAGACAGAGACAGUCCUGUGACUCAGCUGCUCGGUACACCCGUGUCAGCUCAGUACGUCCGCAUCCUCCCACUGGAGUUCAAUGGUCAGACGGGCCUUCGCUUCGACGUCUUAGGAUGCACACCGGACUAUGCGAUCACAUGCGCCAAUAAGCCCAACUUCAACUUUGCCAACGACCAAAUGACUGUCCAUUGUCCAUCACGCUGCGCCAAUUCUUAUCACAGAGUGUACGGCACUUCAGUGUAUCGUGGGGACUCAAACAUCUGUGCUGCUGCUAUCCAUGCAGGAGUGGUAUUAAAUGAAAAUGGAGGAGACUGUACUUUGUUGAAAGCUGCAGGACAGGACUUCUAUUCCGGUUCCACCAGGAACGGCAUCACCUCUUUACAAUUUGACGGGAACUAUGCCGUGUCUUACACUUUUGCAGAUGGGGAGCUGAGGUGUUCAGGGCCUGACUGGUAUGAGUUUGGAGAGUUCUGCUACAAACCUUUUGAAGACAAGAAGACCUGGGGUGAUGCCCAGGACACUUGCAGGGCGCUGGGUGCUGAACUCGUAUCCAUCCUCUCGAUGAAGGAGCAGACCUGGCUGGAAAGCUACCUGUACAAGGCCACCAGUGACGUGUGGACUGGUCUGAAUGACCUGGUUUUGAGCGGUUUGUUCACCUGGUCUGAUGACCACAUGGUGACCUUCACUUACUGGGCUCCAGGAGAGCCCAACAACCACGACGGCUUCACUGAAGACUGUGUUGAGAUGUUAUACCAGACUGGACGAUGGAACGAUGUGUCCUGCACAGAACUCAAUACCUAUAUAUGCAAAAUGCCAAAAGCACAUUUCCCAGUGCCCUCGGUGAAACCCACGGUGUACGGAUGCCCUCAGGGCUGGGAUGCAUACGGCUACGCCUGCUACUGGAUGGAGGAGACCACCAGGAGCUGGUCGGACGCUAAGGCUUUCUGUGAAGAGCAGGAAGGCUUCUUGCUGCACAUCGGAGACAUUUACGAGCAGUCACACUUUACAGUGGCACUGUCGGGAAAGACUGGUUUGUGGUGGCUUGGCCUGCGUGCUCGAGGAGGAUCAAGUGGAGGGGUCGACUACAUCUGGGACAACGGCUUACCUCUCACCUUCACACACUGGGACAGAGAUCAGCCAGGUGCAGACACUAACCCUUAUCUUACCUGCGCAGGAUAA
Messenger RNA from Cottoperca gobio, 1923 nucleotides. RefSeq lists its product as uncharacterized. NCBI's taxonomy places the organism in Eukaryota, Metazoa, Chordata, Actinopteri, Perciformes, Bovichtidae. The coding region runs from base 1 to 1923 and encodes 640 amino acids. The transcript has 17 exons. The record is from RefSeq and is a predicted model, not a curated record. Gene Ontology annotation, molecular function: carbohydrate binding.